Molecule: messenger RNA, 2074 nt
Organism: Myotis davidii
Lineage: Eukaryota; Metazoa; Chordata; Mammalia; Chiroptera; Vespertilionidae
Gene: RWDD2B
Product: RWD domain containing 2B
Exons: 5
Coding region: 528-1397 (289 amino acids)
Molecular function (GO): protein binding
Source: RefSeq, a predicted model, not a curated record
ACACCCUACAGAACCUGCUUGAACUCUGUCAUUCUGCACCUCAAGAACUUACUUAAACAGAAAAUGCUUUUGUGUAAUGUUUUCCCAGCGUGGUGCUGGCACCGGGACUUCAGUUGGAACCACACUGGCAUUAGGAAUGAUGCAGUGUCGUCAUCGGCUCACACUCACGGGUGCAGACAGCCCCGCAGGUGCGAGAGCGCUUCCUGUUUUCCCGGUUUGUGUCCAGUUCAUCCUAGUGAGCUCAGCUCCCCUGACGUUCAGUCAUCCCCGUAAUUUGUGGUGUGCUUUCGACAGGAUCCGUGGCAGCUAACGUCCUAAAGGACUUGGCAAUGGAUCAUCCCACGCAGCCUGUGGGGGGUGGGUCCACUCAACACGCUGGCACUUCCUGCUUCUGAGUCUGAAGCGAACAGCCAGAUGGUGAACCUGGUCAGUUCACUCCCCGGGGAGCUGUCUGGGUCAGCCAGCUUGCCUUCCCCUCAGAUUGCGACGCUGUUGCCCAGUCACCAGAAACUUACAGAUACCCAGAAAUGGUUGAGAUUGAACAGGCUGAGGCCCAGCUCUCUGAGUUAGACCUGCUGGCCAGCAUGUUCCCUGGCGAGAAUGAGCUCACAGUGAAUGACCAGCUUGCUGUAGCAGAACUGAAAGAUUGCAUUGAAAAGGGGACAAUGGAGGGCCGAUCUUCAAAGGUUUACUUUACUAUCAACAUGCACCUGGACAUGUCUGCGGACACAGUGGUGGUGUUUUCUCUGGCCUGUGUUCUGCCCUUUGAAUACCCUGCAGUUCUGCCUGAAAUCACUGUCAGGUCAGUAUUAUUAAGUAGAUCCCAGCAGACUCAGCUGAACACAGAUCUGACCACAUACCUGCAAAGGCAUUGCCUCGGAGACGUCUGUAUACUGAAUGCCACCGACUGGGUUAGAGAACACGCCUCUGGCUAUGUCAGCAGAGACCCCGCCCCUCCCCCCCUUCCAGAAAGUACAGUCCAGCCUGUCCAUGUCAUUCUCACGAGACUCUGGAUCUACAGCCAUCACAUCUACAACAAAUGCAAACGAAGGGACAUUCUGCAGUGGGCGAAGGAGCUUUCCCUGUCUGGGUUUAGCAUGCCUGGGAAGCCAGGCAUCGUCUGUGUGGAAGGCCCUCACGGUGCUUGUGAGGAAUUCUGGUCAAGACUCAAAAAGUUAAACUGGAAGAGAAUUUUGAUUCGCCAUCGAGAAGACAUUCCUUUGGAUGGUACAAAUGAAAUGGAAAGAUGGAGAAAAUUUUCAGUUUUUGAAGAAAAAAUGUUCAGUGUUAGUGGAGCCAGAGGAAACCACAUGGACUUUGGUCAGCUGUAUCAAUUUUUAAAUGCCAAUGGAUGUGGGGAUGUUUUCCAGAUGUUCUUUGGUGUGGAAGGACAGUAGCUGAGCAAAGGAGUCACUGAAAGUAUUUUGUCACUGUUGUCAAGAGUGGGUUUUUACCCAUUCUUUCUUGAAAGAUUCAGUAAUUUUCCUUCAGUCCGUUCUAAAAUGUUAGGGGUAAAAGAAGAGAAAAAGUAGCGUAGCUCAAGUGCAUCUGUUAAAAAUUGUCCUGACUGAAAGCAGAACUGAGGCCUUAUUUAUAAUCUUAAAAUUACUGACAGGAAUACCUUGGCAUAUCUACCCAUUUUGAAAGAGAAAUUAAUUUGACUUGAGUUAGAUAAUAUUGGUAGUCCAACUUGCCACCCGUUCUCUAACCCCUGCCCUUUACCUGCCUCCAUGAGCUCUCCCAGCCUCUCUUGAAGCUCAGGUGGCCUGGGGAUAGAGCUUUGGCUAUGGGUUGCCUGGUAAAACUUUUGCUUUCCUGGUUAAUAUGAUUGACACAGCAAGAGCACCUCUUAGCCCUCUUUUUGCUGCAACAGCAAAGCUGAUGGUUGGAGCUGCAGUAGCCCCUUCAUCCACGAGGGCAGGAAGGGCCAGGAGAACCACAGAGAUGCCAGCGCCUGUGGUGAGCUGCUGAUCCAGCACCAGCUCCUGCCUCGCUGUAGAGAGCUUAUCUAUCUAUAUAAAAGCCUAAUAUAAAAGACCAGGAGUUAGGAUCACUUGCUAUGAUGUGCGCUGAC